AUGGCUCAAUUCAAUGUAAAUGAUUUUUGUGCCUCUCCUUCACUAGACCAACUUAAAACUCAAAAUAUCAAGAAAGAUGAUUGGAAAGCCAUUGCUAGGCACUUUGAAGUGCCAAUUACCUCACAAAUGACUAAGGAGAUACUCAAAAAUGUGGUGAUCGAAUACUUGGUGGGUAAUAACAUCUUGGAGCAAGAAGCUAUAGAGGAGCUUACCCCCAUGUCAGCUUCAAGGAUAACCAAAGCUCCCAUUUCUCCUAUAGAGUACGACAGGAGUAUAGAUAGCCAGUUAGAAAUGGAAAAAUUAAAGCUAGAAUAUCAGUUCAAAAUGCAAGAAAUGCAGUUACAGGAAAGACAGGCAGAAAGAGAACUAAAUGCACAGAAAGAAAGGGAAGAAAGGGAAUUUCAAUUACAAAUGCAGAGAUCUCAAAGGGAAGACAAGGAGUUAGAGAUUCGGGGAUUAACUGCACAGAAUGAGUCAAAGUUCAGACAGGAAGAGAUAGAUUUAAAGAAAAAGCUGUCAGCAUUUAACCCUGCUACUGCCGCGCCUCUAGUUCCCACUUUUGAUGAGUCAGAUGUUGACGGGUCAUUUAAAGCAUUUGAGAGCGUAGCUAGACGUAAUGAAUGGCCUGAUGAUCAGUGGGUAUCUCUCCUUAUCCCAAAACUCGUAGGUAAGGCUUACAGGGUAUACAAUAGUCUUGAUCAGGCUAAUUACGAAGACAUAAAACGUAGUAUUCUAGAUGCUUACUCUAUAACUCCUGAUGGCUACAGACAACAGUUUAGGAAAUACCUAAAGCCAGAUUUCCACACAUAUGUUGAAUUUGCAAGUGAAAAGUUAAGACAAUUAAAGAAAUGGCUCGAUACGACUAACACCAGAGCUCCUAUGUAA
This is a messenger RNA of Enterospora canceri, 885 nucleotides long. Lineage: Eukaryota; Fungi; Microsporidia; Enterocytozoonidae. The record is from the annotation of a GenBank genome assembly.